UACACUGGCCUGCAAAACUUCAUCCCAUAAAUUAAUAGAACUAUGGAAGAAGCAUGGCAUGCAAAACUUUCGCAUGACCGUUGGCUCUGAGGAAUGGGUGCUGCUCACAGAUCCGGAUGAUGUUGCGAUAAUACUGAAUCACCCAACAGAACUCUCAAAGCCAGUUGAGAGGAACGCCGCAAUGAUGCCAUUUUUCGGGAACUCUGUCUCAACAUCUGAAGGAGAACGAUGGAAAUCAACGCGCAAAUUGAUGGCCCCAAGCUUUAGCUACAAAACCUUAGAGAAGAGAAUUGAGCACGUAAAUAAAUACUGCGGACGUCUGUUUGAAAUACUCGACAAUCACCGUGAUGAUGACGACAUUGAUAUGUACAAAUAUCUAAGACCCUACAUGUUUGAUAUUUUAUGUCACUCGUUAAUGGGCGUUGACUAUAACCUCUUAGAUGAUUUGCAACAUCCUUACUUAGAAGCUAGCAAUAAGGUUGUAAAUAUAAUAACACAAAACUUUUUCUCAUAUUGGAGGAAUAUACGGAUGAUAUUUAUGCUGACUCCAUUUUAUAAAGAAAUGCAAGACACGAUCAGAACAAUCAAAGACACAAGCACAGACAUCAUAAGGCAAAGAAAAGUGAAAUUAAAUCAACUGAUCGAGGAUACAAAAAAUAACAACCGAAAUGUAGAUGAUGAUGUGGAGCAACUCAUUGAAGACAAAGUAUCAGAUGAUGCUUGUCUAUUGGACAAAUUCUUAUUAAGUAAGUCUAAUAACGGUGAUCCAACUCCAGAUGAAAUAAUCAAUGAAGAAUUAACUCUUGUAUGUUGGACGGGUCAUUAUACAACCACGAUGACAAUGGCCCAUACAUUGUACUGUUUGGCCAAACAUCCUGAAGUACAACGAAGAGUAUUUGAGGAGCAAAUAGCAAUCUUCAAAGCUGACUUAAACAAACAAGCAACUAACCAUGAUUUAAAUGAAAUGAAGUAUUUAGAAGCUGCUAUUAAAGAAAGCAUUCGAGUUAUACCAACCGUAACUAAAAUUGGACGUCAACUUAAUAAUGAUCUUAAAUUCACAGGUGAUAAAGUUAUACCUGCAGACACCACCGUUUUGGUCUUUUAUGAAGCAAUAUACAAGGAUCCGAAAUUAUUUCCAGAACCAGAAAAAUAUUAUCCUGAAAGAUUCUUUAGCUCUAUGCACAAUCACGCUUUCGUUCCAUUUAGUGCUGGACCCAGGAACUGUUUAGGUUUCCGGUAUGCAUGGGCAGCUAUGAAAGCAACGUUGUCUAAUAUGAUACGGAAAUACGAAUUAACACUUGGCAAUCCCGGAACCGAACCACAAUUUGCAUACAGAAUUAUAACAGAGUCAACAAACGGAGUUCACCUUAAAUUAAAGCGACGAAAAAAAUAAAUACAAGAUUGAAGUAAUGGCGGAGCAACCAAGACUUGACUGGAGAGUAAUAAAGACUAAAAAGAAGCAGAAUUCUCAAAUAUAAAUAUAACUUGAAUGUAAUUUAAUACAAGACUUUGUAACUCUCUACAUUAUUAUCUCUUCAACAAAACAUUGUUGAACAAUGUUUCCGCUUUUAUGUUUUGAAAAACCCAAGUUCAUUGUAUAGUUUAUUGGUAUAUAAAUUUUGUGAUUAUCCUUUCCCCAAGGCUCAAAUUUCAAACUUUUUAUAUGAUUGAUGGAGCAUUGCAGUCUCUCAGAACUUAGAACAAGUUAUAAGCGGAGUGUCACUAAACAUCUUGCUAAAGAUGGCAAAAUUUGAUUAGUUGCAGUUUGAUAUGCCUUUUCAACGUACAAUAGAAAAACUUGUUUUAUCAUUAGAUACUACCAACUGAACUUACUUGAUUGCGUUUAUGUUUGUAAAACAUUAUUUGUUUAUUUAUUAAUAAAUAAUUAUACGUGAUGAGUUGAAGUU
This is a messenger RNA of Leptidea sinapis, 1907 nucleotides long. Its product is annotated as cytochrome P450 4d2-like. Bases 59 to 1393 code for a protein of 444 amino acids. The transcript is spliced from 10 exons. Gene Ontology annotation, molecular function: oxidoreductase activity, acting on paired donors, with incorporation or reduction of molecular oxygen; monooxygenase activity; iron ion binding. Lineage: Eukaryota; Metazoa; Arthropoda; Insecta; Lepidoptera; Pieridae. The record is from RefSeq and is a predicted model, not a curated record.